AGUUGCGCACGUGUCAAGAAGUGCCCGCAACACAAAGUUGCUUCUUCGUGAUCGUGAUUGGGACUUUUUUGGGACUUUUGCAAAGGCCGCAGUAGACAAUUGGAAUUGCCGCGACGGGCUUGUUGUACCUUUUGUGCUAUUGUGUUACCGCAUCCGCGCAGAGCCAAUGAGCGCGCACUUGCGCGCGCGCGCGCGCGAGAGCGGCAGAUCUGGUGAAGCCUAAAACGAACCGCGUGUCAUUUCGGACCCCCCGAAUCGAUUGCGCGACGCUCUCUUUUCCCAGCAUUUUGCAAAUGCUUUUGAUUGCUCGGAGCCACGUGUUCUGGUUUGCGAGCGCUCCCUCCGGAGGACGACGCGCACGCUUUCAUAGGACUUUUCUCGGCUUUCUGUCGUCGAAUGGGUUCCGCUGGCCUUAUUCCUAUCAUCGCGAGGUCCGCCCGCUGAGCGCCCGACGAUGACUAUGAUCUCGAUGGCAGACGCGUCGGUCCCCCCCGAUCCUUCCAAAUCGGCCUUUUUGGAAUUCAGCGGGCACGGCUACCCCGGACCCCAGCAACCCUCCGCGGGAUUAGCGCACGGUCAUUACCAGCUCCACGGUCUGCACGCCGCCGCGCAACACGACGGCCGCUUCCAGUCCUCGGCGCCGUCCUACGGCCGUCCGCUCGGGUACCCGUCCUACCACAGCCCGGUGAGCGCGCACCCACCCGGGUCGUACCUGCCCUACGCGCACGGAGGCCACGGCGGCGCGCUCAUGGCGCACGCCAGACUGGAGGAGCAAGAACACGAGAAGCCCACCGCCAUAUUAGAAAACGGAGCGCUACGGCUCAACGGGACCGGGAAGAAGAUCCGAAAGCCUCGGACCAUUUACUCGAGUCUGCAGCUCCAGGCCCUCAACCAGCGCUUUCAGCAAACCCAGUACCUGGCUCUGCCUGAGAGGGCUGACCUGGCCGCCAAACUGGGCUUGACGCAGACGCAGGUCAAAAUAUGGUUCCAAAACAAACGAUCAAAGUACAAGAAGAUAAUGAAGACCGGGUCUUGCGGAUCAGACGGAGAGCCCAGGGCCACCCGACUCCAGUCUUCCACUCCUCCAUGCUCCGUAUGGGACAUGAGCAUGGCUCCUAAAGGCACACCAGUGCACUCUGGUGGAUACAUGAACAAUUUUGGCCACUGGUACCCGGGGCACCCGCAGGAUGCCGUGCCCAGGACUCAGCUGAUGUGACGCACCCGGGACUGGAGGGUUUUCUUUCCAUGAAGAGAAAUGCCCCGUAUCCGAGACAGCGUCUUCAGUGUGAGACACCGGAGCAAAAAUGAAGUGCGGAGGCAGCUUAAAAAACAAACAAACAAAUGGCACGAGGGCUUUCAAAAGGGAGGCGGUUCUGACUCCUUUUGGUCUAGCAGCUAUAAAUACUCUGAAGUAAAGUGCAGACAGGUACUGCACAUGAUUUCUUUGGUGAAUGGGGCUGCUUUGAGUUGACUUGAUUUCUUGGUGUCAGUCAAAAGAGUCGACGACGACGCGCCCGCUCGGUCACGACGUGGCAUUCCGAAUCCACUCAAUGUUACGGUCGCUCCGUUGUAAAACCGUAGUCGACAAAAUCGCACGCAACAUGUUAGCUAUUAUUAGCUACAGUAGAACAACCUGUUCUCACAAGCAAGCCAUUCAGACCAUAUGACUUGGGAAAACCCGUCCAUGUCAACAUAGGGUAAACGUGGAAACUUUGGAAACAUAACAAUAUGCACUGAAGUUAACCUCUUAACCUUGUCGUGAAUUAUGCCAAGACGCCGAGUUUUGUGUGCCGCAUACUGUAUCCGUCAUGCUAUAGGGUACUGCGUGUUGAAAAGAAGUAGCGCCUUUUGGUCAAAUGAUGCCAGUGCUGUACUGAAGCAUCCCUGAUUCUGGAAAAUUCUUCUUUCUUUUUUAAAUAUUUCAUAAUAUAUUUUGGGGUGGGAUUAUGUGGCACAAGCACAUGUGGAAAUGGGUUUCUAUGAAGGUUUUCUAUGGCUUGAAACUGGUUUUGGUGAAAUGUUUUCAAAUUGAUCAUGUUAACGAAGAAGAAAAAGAAAAUACAAGAAAUUGUUUUGAUUCUUUUAAAUGUUUUAAUAGCACGUGAAGAAUGGUGCCAUUAUAAUUUCAUCGCUUUAUAAAGCUGUACAACAUAUGAAUGCCAAAAGCUUCUCAAUCCUGUGAGUUCAUUCAAGCUCUGCGAUUUAAACGCAGAAACAGAAACACGCACAAAAGAACCCAUGUAUGUGGAGAAUUAACAAUAUGAAACAGAAAAACAUGGGAGUUGUGUGCUGUUGUCAUUUUUCCAAUGUGUGGGCAUAUAUUGGUGAAAACCGAUGAGCAGAUGGACACUUUAACAUGUGACAGAUCAGGGUUAAAAAAACAACAACAACAAAACGUGUUUUUAUACUGUACUGCAAUAAAGUUUUGUUUUCUUUUGUUUGUCUGAACGGUU
This is a messenger RNA of Phycodurus eques (leafy seadragon), 2453 nucleotides long. Its product is annotated as homeobox protein Dlx4b-like. The record is from RefSeq and is a predicted model, not a curated record. The coding region runs from base 455 to 1216 and encodes 253 amino acids. Gene Ontology annotation, biological process: embryo development; negative regulation of transcription by RNA polymerase II; cell differentiation. The transcript is spliced from 3 exons. Gene Ontology annotation, molecular function: RNA polymerase II cis-regulatory region sequence-specific DNA binding; DNA-binding transcription factor activity, RNA polymerase II-specific. NCBI's taxonomy places the organism in Eukaryota, Metazoa, Chordata, Actinopteri, Syngnathiformes, Syngnathidae.